AUGUCCGAACUCGGUCGUUGUACGAUCGCCGAGGCAGCGUUCCCCGUGCCACCUGGCGCCCGCCCCGUCGACCGUCCGCCGUAUCGCCCCAACCCCCGUACCUCAGCUGUCAUCGAUAAAUGUGUUGGAGAUAUGCUAGAAUGGGGCAUUAUCGAGAAACGGCCCAGUCCAUGGGGCAGCCCUUGUACGAUUGUCGCCAAAAGCAACGGCAGCCCUCGUUUCUGUAUUGAUUACCGCCACACCCUCAACCGCAACAUCAUUCGCAAGACUUGCCCUAUGCCCAACCUUGAGUCGUGCCUGGAUGCCGUCGGGGACGCCCUCUACAUCACUGUGGCGGACAUCCUCAGCGCUUUCUGGCAGAUUCCUGUGGCUGAGGAGCAUGUCGACCGGAUUGCCUUCGUGACUCAUAACGGCAAGUACUGUUUCAAGCGUAUGCCGUUCGGGGUAGCGAAUGCGCCAUGGCUGUUUCAACACGUAAUGUCUAUUGCUCUGGGCCACCUUGGUCCCGACUCCGGUGUUCUCUCGUACAUGGACGAUCUGAUCUGUAUCAAUCGCACAUUUGAGACCCAUCUUGUCCCCAUCGAGAAAAUGUUCGCAGCAUUGCAGGCAGCAGGUCUGACUCUCAAGCCGUCCAAAAUCCAAUUUGGUCGUAAAGAAGUCGAUUAUCUUGGUCAUGUCAUUUCUGCGAAAGGUAUUUCCGUCAGUACCGACCGCAUUGAUGCCAUCCGCGACUUGUCCACGCCGAAAUGUAUCAAGGACUUCCGUUCCAUCCUCGGCAUGGCAAAUUUUGUCCGUCGCUUUGCCAAAAAUUACGCUGACCUCACUGCACCGCUAGUUGAUCUGACUCGCAAGGAUUUCGUCAAACCCCGCAAAUUUCGGGAAGCUUGGGGGCCGGACCAAGAUGCCGCCUUCCAACAACUCAAAGAUGCUUUGUAUUCCGCCCUUGUCCUCCACUUUCCCGAUUUUUCGAGAGAAUUUGUCGUGCACACUGACGCUUCUGAGCUUGGUGUAGGUGCCUUCCUAGCCCAACCGUCCCCUCGUGAAUACGAAGUGUCCGCUAGCAAUUUAGACGACAUUGUCCCCGUCGAAAGCGACCGUGAGUUGUCCUCUAGCGCUAUGUUUGUGUUCCCUGUUGUCGAUACUGCCAAGUUGCUCGAUCAUCAAAAGAAAGAGUUCCACCAGUAUUUCGAUUACUUGGGAAACCCCACCAAGGCUCGGGUACCACUCCCACCAGUUUAA
Molecule: messenger RNA, 1239 nt
Organism: Ectocarpus sp. CCAP 1310/34
Lineage: Eukaryota; Phaeophyceae; Ectocarpales; Ectocarpaceae
Source: the annotation of a GenBank genome assembly